Cephus cinctus (wheat stem sawfly) is the source of this 2628-nucleotide messenger RNA. RefSeq names its product eukaryotic translation initiation factor 5 (gene eIF5). The transcript is spliced from 6 exons. Gene Ontology annotation, cellular component: cytosol. Gene Ontology annotation, biological process: translational initiation; formation of cytoplasmic translation initiation complex; formation of translation preinitiation complex. NCBI's taxonomy places the organism in Eukaryota, Metazoa, Arthropoda, Insecta, Hymenoptera, Cephidae. The record is from RefSeq and is a predicted model, not a curated record. The coding region runs from base 1044 to 2375 and encodes 443 amino acids. Gene Ontology annotation, molecular function: translation initiation factor activity; GDP-dissociation inhibitor activity; eukaryotic initiation factor eIF2 binding.
GUGGAUGUAUUCAGGCAGUAGCCACCAGUAGCCGCUUGCAAGUUGGAGUGUUUCGUUGCAUUUCAUUGCGAAGAAUUACGUUGACCACGCAUUUAAAGACAUCGACGUGAUCCUCAACUCGUGAAGCUAAUUUUGAAAAUUAAAUAGCGAGCACAGCCGUAAAGCGACUUCUGGGGUGCUCUCGAAAGGGCGAUCCAUCUGUCUCGAUAUUCCCGUGGGUUUCCUUUGAAUUUUCACGCUAGAAGGCGGCCGUCCAGCAGGGCGUUACCAUUUUAUAUGACUUUUCUUCGUCGACAAGAAACAUCCAGGAUAUCAUCCAGAGGGAAAGGAUCGGUGUACAGCAAAGGCGGUGGUGUCAGGACGUUGUCCAAGCUUGCUCAUAACGGCCGAAUCAUCUCGUACUCUCGGGACAAUCGUUUGUUACGCGUAGUCAUCGAGUCGACAACUCCGGCGUGGAACACAGACUUUCUUAAGGGCACGAGCGACGGACAGGCAGCGUGUAUGAUCAUUGAAGAUCAUCCCCCUCUGCCCAACAGACCGAGGCAAAACCUGCACCAAGAUACCACCCAACGAUUUCUAAAUCAUCUGGUCCUGCCUAAACACAGGACCUCAAAAUUUUCCAGUAACAGGCAUCGGAAGCUUCAGCCGUUCAGAGAAACGUGACUGUCGUCACCGGGUAGUGCGGCACGCCUUACCGCAACCAACGAGAACCACCCUGACUCGACACGACACAAGCUACCAUUUGGUAGCCAUUGCCAGGCAAGUUCGCCACGCAGCAAUCAAACUGCCGCUCGGGAACGCGAAAACGAGAUCUAGGAGAACGAGGACGAAGACGUUACCUACCUGAGGCAAAUUUAAUUCGAGCUGAGGCAAGCAAGCGCGUACGAUAAAGAAGGAAGAGAGAUAAAGUAAAAUAACACUGCUUCAACGUCCCUCCUAACCACGUUGCGCCAACGUUUCACGACGACGCCACGUCGGAAGUUACUCUCGUUCGGUCGGACCCGUAAGCUAGUGCGGAGUAAAAGGCGGAAGCAUAUAUCAUCAUGGGGAGCGUCAAUGUCAAUCGCAAUGUCAGCGAUGCGUUCUAUCGCUAUAAGAUGCCACGGAUCCAGGCUAAGGUCGAAGGCAAAGGAAAUGGUAUAAAGACUGUCAUAGUUAACAUGGUCGACGUGGCUAAAGCUAUCGGUAGACCGGCUACAUAUCCGACUAAGUAUUUUGGAUGUGAGCUCGGUGCGCAGACACAGUUUGAUUUCAAAAAUGAGAGAUUUAUCGUUAAUGGUUCGCACGACGCAACCAAGCUUCAAGAUCUCUUGGAUGGAUUCAUUCGCAAGUACGUCCUUUGCCCGGCCUGCGACAAUCCUGAGACUGAACUGUUGGUCAGUGCCAAGAAGGGAACCAUCUCGCAGGGUUGUAAAGCCUGCGGACAUCACGGUCUAGUUGAAUGCAAUCACAAGCUGAACACCUUCAUUUUGAAGAAUCCUCCAAGUUUGAAUCCCGCCGCUCAGGGCAGCUCGUUGACCGAAGGUAAACGUGGCAAGCGUUCCAAACGUGCCAAUGGCGACGCUAACGGUGAUCGAUCUGGUUCUCCUGAGAACGAAACUAGCACUACUGAUAUCGUUGUGGAAGCACCGAAGAAGAUUGCUGCUGACGACGACGAUGAUGCCAAGUGGGCCGUUGAUGUAUCUGAGGAGGCAGUCAGGGCUCGUCUUCAGGACUUGACCGAUGGUGCGAAGGGUAUGACCAUCAGCGAUGAUCUCGAUAAGUCUGAGAAAGAGCGUAUGGAUAUAUUUUAUAAGCUGGUCAAGUGCCGUCGCGAUGCUGGACAGCUUGAUAAUCAUAAGGAAUUGGUGGCUGAAGCCGAACGUCUUGAAAUUAAGACCAAGGCGCCCCUCGUUCUGGCGGAACUUCUAUUCGAUCAGGCCAUUGCUGUUCAGGCGAAAAAACAUCGUGUCCUCUUGUUACGUUUUACUCAUGACGAUAUCAAGGCACAGAAAUAUUUGAUUAGAGGGAUUGAACAGGUUAUUGCAUUGCACAAGGAUUCGUUAAUGCCCAAGGUGCCUGGUAUACUGAAGCUUUUCUACGACGCUGACAUCUUGGAAGAGAAAGCCUUCGUUGAAUGGGCUAGUAAAGUGAGCAAGAAAUACGUUUCGAAAGACUUGUCCCAAGAAAUCCAUGACAAAGCUGCACCAUUUCUUACGUGGCUCAACGAAGCCGAGGAGGAAGAGUCUGAAUCUGAAGAAGAUGAUGACGAUUUGGAGAUCGAGUACGACGACAGAGCGAAACAACCGUUAAAGCAACAGCAACAGCAGCCCGUGAAGAAGCCCGUUAAAAAUGACAGUGACGAAGGAGACGAUUUCGAUAUUGAUGCCAUUUAAGUAACAUAAAGGAACCGGAAACGGAUAUAUGUUCAAAGUGCCCCAAAGCCAGUGAACGAUGAGACCGAUAUGAUGAUUAAACGAUUAGCCAUUGGAUACAAUGAGUCGCAGCGCAAUGUCAGUUUACACAUAGAAUUUUUUCCUACUUUAGACCGUGAAGCGAUUAUAAAAUGCGAUCCACACAUACAGAAUUACACAUGUCGCUUUCGUCAUUGCUUUUAAUAAUUAUAAAAUCCACAAAUGUUGCUUCAAA